AUGGACAAUCUGUAUAAGCGCAAGAUCGUACCUGACCCGAUCUGCCCCCUAUGCAAACAGGAAGUGGAAACUGUGGAACACACCCUCUUGCUCUGCUCUUGGACAGCCCGUAUAUGGAAAUCAGAACCCCUGCAAAUUAAAGUUUCAAGAACGGGGUUAACAAGGAUAGAUGAAUGGUUGUAUAAGAUGAAGGCAGACCCAAACCAUACCACAAAGUUCGCCCAAAUCGCUGCUACCCUCUGGAGUAUCUGGAAGGACCAAAACAACUACAUCUUCGGCCACCAUCCCCUGCAACCGAAGCAAACAGUGUUCAGGGCAGCCGCUCUACAAGAAAACUACACCAAAUGGCAUCAAAAAUCAAAAGGUGAACCACCUACCUCGACUCACAUCAACCGAUGGCAUCCUCCGACUCCAAACUCACUAAUAAUCAACAUUGAUGCGUCCUUUGCUCCGGUCGAAGUGGCUGCUUCAGAUUCCCAAGCGAACAAAGGAACGGUCGAGCACAGGGGAGCGAUCGCGUGCAUCUGUCGCGACUCCCGGGGCCACCUAGUCGACGGAUUCGCCAAACCAGUAGCGGUCUCCUCUGCAGAACAGGCGGAAGCCAUCGCUUUUCUAGAAACCCUAAUUUUUCUCUCAAACAAGUCUCAACUCCAACUGAAAGUGUUCUCUGACAGCUUCCUCCUCGUGCAAAGCUUCUCCACUUAG
This is a messenger RNA of Eucalyptus grandis, 705 nucleotides long. RefSeq lists its product as uncharacterized. Lineage: Eukaryota; Viridiplantae; Streptophyta; Magnoliopsida; Myrtales; Myrtaceae. The record is from RefSeq and is a predicted model, not a curated record. Gene Ontology annotation, molecular function: RNA-DNA hybrid ribonuclease activity; nucleic acid binding. The coding region runs from base 1 to 705 and encodes 234 amino acids. The transcript has a single exon.